AAGCUGCCUGUGGUGCUCCAUUCACCAUGAAGGUUCCAGGUUGGGAAACUGUCCAGCGCGUGCCGCCGGCGUUCAUCUCGUUGGCCAUUGUGUUACUGUCUCGACAAGUGAUUGACCCAGAGAACUCAGUCCAUGUGUGGAUCGCUCGAGGUCUCUUUGCCAUCUCGCAACUGAGCUGCAUCGGUGUUUUGGUGUAUUUGUACUUCCAAGCUCGCGAAAACAAAGACCCUGCGACUGUCACCGUCAAAGAGGACAUUGGAUUUGGCCAAGAAGGCGACAAGACCGAGAAAAUUACCAUUGGUGAGCAUGAUCAACGUGCGGCGCUCAAGGAUAUCCAAAAGGUGACCCUCGGCCUUGUUGUGUCGUCAUUCAUUCACGUCUACUGGGGAUUUAUCCCUCCUUUGGUGAUCGGCGUCUACAACGGACCCCAAGCGCUCCUCCAAAUGCCUAUUGUGCGCGUCUUGUUGCGUGGGGAAAAGGCUUGGGGCAAGCUCCAACGUCCGUGGGCGGAACCCGUUGCUGCCUUCGGAAAGCGCUUCGAGGCAUGGAAUGACACGAUCACGUCCGCCUUCACCGCCGACAACAACCCGAACAAGAAGCCGAAAAAGGAAAAGAAGGAAAAGAAGAAACGCUUUUAAACCAUCCAAGGAAAUUCCUCGCAUGGCUUCACAUGUUGUACUCUGAGCUAUCUUCAAAAUCCCGCGAGAUUUUCUUCAAAACGAGCUGUUUUCGUUGGAAUGCUAGUUCAAGUGCAACAGAAUGUACUGAGGAAUUCCUCAUGGUGUUGUCCCGAGCAAUUUUGAAAGAAUUUCAUGUUAUAUAUUGAUACGUUUCCUGUUUUUGAUGUAUCUUUCGAU
Aphanomyces invadans is the source of this 857-nucleotide messenger RNA. RefSeq lists its product as hypothetical. Bases 27 to 638 code for a protein of 203 amino acids. The transcript is spliced from 6 exons. Gene Ontology annotation, biological process: protein targeting to ER. Gene Ontology annotation, cellular component: endoplasmic reticulum; mitochondrion. The record is from RefSeq and is a predicted model, not a curated record. Lineage: Eukaryota; Oomycota; Saprolegniomycetes; Saprolegniales; Verrucalvaceae.